Equus caballus (horse) is the source of this 2423-nucleotide messenger RNA. Lineage: Eukaryota; Metazoa; Chordata; Mammalia; Perissodactyla; Equidae. The record is from RefSeq and is a predicted model, not a curated record.
GGAGCAAUUAAUGGUGUAUCAAGUACUGUUUUAAUUUAUAGCAGUCCCAAGAACAAACUAGAAACAAUACAAUGGUGAAUUCAACACAGCUGCUAUAUCCUUCCUCUGCACCAAACUCUGGAUAUUCCAGAAAGACCGAAGGAAGAGUAGGAGACAGAUACUGGAUACGGUCUCAUUCCGUAUUUCCCACCUUAGUCAGAGUUCUGCCCUCUGCAAGGUGAACAUUUGUUGAAGUCGUAGCUUGAAGAUGAUGGAGACAUUAGGGCGUUCAGUGUGUAAAUUUUUUUCACCUUCACUUCUGGCCGAAACUUUCCUAGGAUACAUUAUUACAGUCAAGUUUAUGGUCUAUUUCCUUUCAGAUGCGCUAUACACCGACAGCGUAAGGAAUACAUUUCGACUUCCAGAGUUUUUUUUUUUCAAUUGGCACUUGAGCUAACAUCUGUUGCCAAUCUUUUUUUCUUCUUUUUCUUUUUCUCCCCAAAGCCCCCCAGUACAUAGUUGCAUCUUCUAGCUGUGAGUGCUUCUAAUUGGCCAUGUGGGACACCGCCUCCACAUGGCCUGAUGCGCGGUGCCAUGUCCGCGCCCAGGAUCGGAACCAGAAAACCCUGGGCCACCAAAGCAGAGCACCCGACCUUAACCACGUGGCCACGGGACUGGACCCUCAACUUCCAGAUCUAACAAGUUGCAACAGUAUUUUGCCACUUGCCAGGAGGCUAAACCCCGACGUUAUGUUAAAAGCACAGCUAACACGCACGAGAGCGCUUCCCCUCACUUGACUUCCUUACCCCGCACGAGGCGCCAUGACGUCACGACAUCUGCGACGGGCGGCCGACGAGGCGGGGCGCUGCGUCCCCGGCGUCCCACGGGCGGCGCUAGUUGGGCGGUACUGUGCGCCGCACGAUUUUCUCUCUGCUCUUGACAGGCUGGUUGACUCCUGCCCGGUGGCGCCCGGUGGGGCGUUCCUGAGAAAGCCGAGCCGCGGGCAUGGCGCCGUUGCGUCCCGGGACCAUCGCGUGAUGCCUCCGUCGCCCGGGGGGAUGUGGACUCUUUCGGGCCGGGGCUGGUGGCGCGGCCGCGCGCUCGCGGCGUGGGCCCCUGGGGCCGCUCAUCGGGGCCUUCCUGGGCCUCCCCGACCGACGACCCGCCAGGCUGCACCCGGGUCCAGGGCUCCGAACAGGCUCUCCAGCUCAGCAGCGCGCCAGGAAAAAAUUGACAUGUCUAGAUUCCCUGUUGAAAAUAUUAGAAAUUUCAGUAUCAUUGCACAUGUGGAUCAUGGCAAAAGUACUUUAGCUGACAGGCUCCUGGAACUAACAGGGACAAUUGAUAAAACAAAGAAUAAUAAGCAAGUUCUUGAUAAAUUGCAAGUGGAACGAGAAAGAGGAAUCACUGUUAAAGCACAAACAGCGUCUCUCUUCUAUAAUCAUGAAGGAAAGCAGUACCUUUUAAAUCUCAUUGAUACACCGGUAAGCCAUGUUGAUUUCAGUUAUGAAGUAUCCAGGUCACUCUCUGCUUGCCAGGGUGUUUUACUUGUGGUUGAUGCAAAUGAGGGUAUUCAAGCCCAAACUGUAGCAAACUUCUUUCUUGCCUUUGAAGCACAGCUGUCAGUAAUUCCAGUUAUAAACAAGAUAGAUCUGAAGAAUGCUGAUCCUGAAAGGGUUGGAAAACAAAUUGAAAAGGUGUUUGAUAUUCCAAGUGAUGAAUGUAUUAAGAUUUCUGCUAAACUUGGAACAAAUGUUGAAAGUGUUCUUCAGGCGGUCAUCGAAAGAAUACCCCCUCCUAAAGUGCAUCGAAAAAAUCCCUUGAGAGCUUUGGUAUUUGACUCCACCUUUGACCAGUAUAGGGGUGUGAUAGCCAAUGUAGCGCUGUUUGAUGGAGUGGUUUCCAAAGGAGAUAAAGUUGUAUCUGCACAUACUCAAAAGACAUAUGAUGUUAAUGAAGUGGGAAUCCUGAAUCCUAAUGAGCAGCAAACUCAUAAACUAUAUGCAGGACAGGUGGGCUAUCUGAUUGCUGGGAUGAAAGAUGUCACUGAAGCACAAAUAGGAGACACAUUAUAUUUACAUAAACAACCAGUGGAGCCCUUGCCUGGGUUUAAAUCAGCGAAACCAAUGGUAUUUGCAGGAAUGUACCCUGUAGAUCAAUCUGAGUAUAAUAAUCUGAAGAGUGCUGUAGACAAACUGACUUUAAAUGAUUCCAGUGUGACAGUUCGUCGGGAUAGUAGCCUUGCCCUAGGUGCUGGCUGGAGGUAAGAUUCAGUUGCGUAGUAGGGUCCCAUUUUUAUUGAAAAAUAAAGUUUAAAUGAUUUAUUGCUCUUGAACAUUUCUGAAGAUAAAUUCAUAUUAGUAUAACGUGAACUAAAACAAUUAAUGUCUGUCUGUUUCACACUAUAGAUUCAUAUUUUAUGGGUAAGUUUUAUAGUGAUUUUA